AUGCGGGUCACCAUCCAAGAGUUCGACAAUGAAGUUGUGCCUGAGCUCGAUAUCGGCCCCCACUGUGGCCGAUCGUUCAUGGAUGACAUAGCUCAGGGUGCAGAGACCAGCUGCCAUAGGGAUAUGUUGGCAGACGGAGUUCAUCGAGUGGUUGGCAGAAAAAGCUUCUCCGAGUUUGAAUCAAAGCGCUUGCGUAACAGAGUUAAUGGUACCGACUCCUCAGAGGACAAAACUGCCACCCUCUUUGGUGUUCAGUAA
This is a messenger RNA of Perkinsus marinus ATCC 50983, 258 nucleotides long. RefSeq lists its product as hypothetical. Bases 1 to 258 code for a protein of 85 amino acids. Lineage: Eukaryota; Perkinsozoa; Perkinsida; Perkinsidae. The transcript has a single exon. The record is from RefSeq and is a predicted model, not a curated record.